Molecule: messenger RNA, 2613 nt
Organism: Hordeum vulgare subsp. vulgare (domesticated barley)
Lineage: Eukaryota; Viridiplantae; Streptophyta; Magnoliopsida; Poales; Poaceae
Product: receptor-like protein 2
Exons: 8
Coding region: 1-2613 (870 amino acids)
Molecular function (GO): protein binding
Source: RefSeq, a predicted model, not a curated record
AUGACCGCGUUGCCGAGCUCCUGGGCCGGCUCGUACACUUGGGCCGCGUCGUGCAGGCCGGCCUCCUCCAGCCGCCUACAGCCUCGGCGAGCGCCCAAGCCAGCCAACUCGGCCCAGCUCCUCCUGGCCAGCCGCCUGCCCAAGCCGGUCCUCUCUCCUCCAACUGGCCUUUUGGGCCCAAGGGAUAUUAGAUAUUUCAAGAGCUCGUUGAUAAAAAACCAUGCAUCGGAUCGGGACAUAUCCCCCAAACCCUUCUCCCACCUCGGUUUCCGCGCCUACCAAAACCCUAGCAGCAGCCUCCUCUCUCCUCAACCUCCAGCGGCCGCGGGCCUGCCCGAGCCCAUCCGAGGCCCGGAUCCGCCACCGCCGCUCGCGAGCGUCUCCUGCAGCUCCUCGAGCCGAUCAGGCCAGCACCGCCGCCACCUGCCUCUCCUCUUGUGCCCGCGCAGCUACCCCCGCCGGUCGCUGGUCGCCAUUGCCGGCGAGCCACAGGAGCACCCCACUAGGACCUGCCCCGCCCCACGUCGUCGACAGUCGCCGCCGCAAGCUGAGGUCGCCGCCGCCCGAGAUCCUCCUCCCCUCGCCUGGAUCUGGCCAAGGGCCGACCCUCGUCGCUGCCGCCUGCCUCUCCUCUCGUGCCCGCGCAGCUUCCCCCCCGGUCGCUGGUCGCCGUUGUCGGCGAGCCACCACAGCACCCCGCUAGGACCGGCCCCGCCCCACGCCAUCGACAGCCGCCGCCACAAGCUGAGGUCGCCGCCGCCCGAGGUCCUCCACCCCUCGCCUGGAUCUGGCCAGGGGCCGACCCUCGUCGCUGCAGAUCUCGCUGCCGGCCAGCCGCGCGCCGCCUCAAAAGUUCCUUACAGUCACUGCACUUUGAAAUACGCUUAUUAUGAUUAUUAUAGUACAGUACAUGUUAAGCAACCAUUUGUCCUGGCGGUUCCCUUCCACGGUGUGGUAGCUCACGCCCGGCCUCGUGUCGCUCAAUGCCAGCAACAACUCCACCGGCGCGAUCCCGUCAACGUGUUCGGCGGGGCCAUCCCCAUCGGGUUCGGCAACUGCUCGCGGCUACGGAUCCUCAGCGACGGCCGGAACAACCUCACCGGUGAGAUCCCCGACGACCUCUUCGACGCGAUGUCGCUAGAGCAGCUGGCGCUCCCGUCCAGCCGGAUACAGGGAAGGCUCGAUCACCUGCAGAUCGCCACACUGAUCAAUCUCGUGAAGCUAGACCUGACGUACAAUGCGCUCACCGACGAGCUGUCGGAGUCCAUCGGCGAGCUCACGAUGCUGGAGGAGCUCCGACUCGGGAAGAACAACCUCACCGGCACCAUGCCGAUGAUCGGCAACUGGACCAGCCUCCGGUACCUGGACCUUCGGUCGAACAGCUUCGUCGGGGACCUCGGGGCUGUUGACUUCUCCCGCCUCACCAAUCUCACCUUCUUGAACCUGGCCGCCAAAAACCUCACCGGCACUAUGCCUCCCAACCUCUACUCGUGCACGUCGAUGAUGGCCUUGCGCGUGGCCAACAACGACAUUAAUGGGCAGGUGGCGUCGGCGAUCGGCAACAUGAGAGAGCUGCAGUUCCUCUCGUUGACCAUCAACAAUUUUACUAACAUCAGCGGCAUGUUCCGGAACUUUCAGGGCUGCAAGGACCUCAUCGCGCUGCUCAUCUCGUACAAUUUUUACGGCGAGGCCCUGACGGACGCCAGCUGGGUCGGUGACCACGUCAGCAACGUCCGGGUGAUCAUCAUGAAGGAGUGCGGUCUGAGGGGCCACAUACAAUUGUGGAUGCCCAAGCUGCAGGGCCUCAAUGUCCUGAACCUUGCUGGGAACCGCCUCGCCGACCCGAUCCCCAGCUGGCUCGACGCCGUGAAGAAGCUCUACUACGUGGACCUGUCGGGAAACUACUUUGUCGGGGAGUUACCACCAUCGCUGAUGGAGGUGCCUGUGCCGACGUCGGAAAAUGCCAUGACAGAGUUCAAUCCGGCCCCUUUGCCGCUCGUGUUCAACGUGACACCGGACAACAUGGCGACGGUGAGGACGGGCCGCACGUAUUUUCAAAUGUCCGGCGUCGCCGCCAUCCUCAACCUUAGCGACAACGACAUCUCCGGCCUGAUCCUGCUAAAGGUCAGGCAGAUGAAGACGUUGCAGGUGCUUGACCUCAGCUAUGACAACCUCUCCGGUGGCAUCACACUGGAGCUCAGCGGCCUCACAGAGAGUGAGAUUCUUGACCUCCGCCAGAACCGUCUGACGGGCUCCAUCCCGCCAACGCUCACCAAGCUCCACUUUCUCUCCGACUUCAACGUCGCGCACAACGAUCUCGAGGGCCCGAUCCCGACCAGAAGGCAGUUCGAUGCUUUCCUGGCAACGAACUUCGCGGGGAACCCAAAGCUUUGCAGUGAGGCAAUCUCGGUCCGCCGCGACAACAAGACCGAGACGACGACAUUCAUCGUCCAAGCAGGGGGGGGGGGCGACAGCCUGGCGGCCGCAGCGCACGCGAGGUGCCUGAGGCGAGCGAGCGAGGAGGGCAUGGGGAGGAAGCAGACGACGACCAUUUGGAAGCGGGAAGGGAGGGAGAGCACAACAACGACAACUAGUCAAUGUUGCUUAGGUUGA